AUGGAAGGAAAAAAACAAAUUGAUUUAAAAAAAGAAUUUGGUCAUUAUGCUACCAAAUAUAAAAGUUUAAACCCGUUCAAUGAAAUAGACUCAAAAAAACUUCUCAAAGAAAGAUAUAAACAAAACUUAGAUGAUUCCAAACCAUUGGAAGACGAAGAACCAACUAAAACUGUCACUGUGGACUUAUUCAAACAAAUUCCAUUGCUCGAGGACAUAGAUUUGACCAAAUCAGACCCUUUGUGCAAUAUGCCAAAACUUUCGGAGAAAGAAGCUGUACGUAGAGUGAGGAAUAAAUUUAUACGGCUACAAUUGUUAUAUGCACAAGAAUACAGAUAUUUAUUAUUUAAAUAUCGAGUAAAACGUCGUGAAUACUUAAUAAAUAAAAAAUGUGAUUCUGAAUCAUAUGGACAACUAAAUAAAUCAAAAUGGACAAAUGAUGAAGAAUAUGCAAAAUUCCGUAAGCUAAAACUAUUGCAACAUUAUCAAAAAAUGACAAUAGGACAAGAGGCUGUAGUAUUUAAAACAGCAAUGGAUAGAAAAAUAAGAGCAACUUCAUUACUAAACAAUAAGGGAAAAUCACAUCUUCCACAUUGCACGUAUGUAGAAAUGGGUAUAAAAUGUACAGGAAAAAUGAUACCAAAAAGUAAGUAUUGCAAGAAACAUAUCCUCAAAGAUCCGAAGCAAAUUUUAUUCAGAGCUUGCAAUGUUCUUCAAAGUGAUAACCAGUGCCAAGAGCCAAUUGUUAAUUUUGAUACCAAAUCUACAUGCGUUUUGCAUGAAAAAUUGCCAAUGCUUCGAGAUUAA
Macrosiphum euphorbiae (potato aphid) is the source of this 804-nucleotide messenger RNA. The record is from the annotation of a GenBank genome assembly. NCBI's taxonomy places the organism in Eukaryota, Metazoa, Arthropoda, Insecta, Hemiptera, Aphididae.